This is a messenger RNA of Macrobrachium nipponense, 5144 nucleotides long. RefSeq names its product xanthine dehydrogenase/oxidase-like. The record is from RefSeq and is a predicted model, not a curated record. The transcript is spliced from 28 exons. The coding region runs from base 307 to 4368 and encodes 1353 amino acids. Gene Ontology annotation, molecular function: xanthine dehydrogenase activity; 2 iron, 2 sulfur cluster binding; FAD binding. NCBI's taxonomy places the organism in Eukaryota, Metazoa, Arthropoda, Malacostraca, Decapoda, Palaemonidae.
GAGAGAUCUAUGAUACUCGAUAGGGUAGCGCUGGAGAGGUUGGUGACGCAACCAAGCAGAGCAGGGAAGACGAUCACUCGACUGCAUUUAAACCCUUAUCAGUAUCGCAAUGGUUGCGUGCGAGAUGGAAAGUGAUCGUACCGCCCACUGAGAUCGGAGGUUAAAAAAAAAAAUUUAUCGACAGAGAUCGUAGAAAAGCCUCGAUUAAAGCUCACGAAGGCCAGUAAUUAGCGACGCCAGGUAGAGACACACCAAAAAAUCCCCAUCGGCUCUCCAUAGAGGGCAGCGAUCAUCCACCCACCAACGAUGCCUGACGGACAGGAAACGAUCUCAAAGACGCUCGUCUUUUUCGUCAAUGGCAAAAAGAUCGAGGACGAACGCAUCGAUCCCGAGUGGACCCUGCUGUUCUAUCUGAGGAAGAAGUUGCGGUUAUGCGGGACGAAGCUUGGUUGUGGCGAGGGCGGUUGUGGCGCCUGUACUGUGAUGGUCUCCAGGUACAGCGUCCGAACUGGGAAAUUGUUCCACUAUUCAGUGAAUGCCUGCUUAGCCCUCGUGGCUUCCAUGCACGGCCUGGCCGUGACCACCGUGGAAGGGAUAGGCUCCACCAGAACAGGGCUCCACGCGGUCCAGGAACGCAUCGCCCGAGCUCACGGUUCCCAGUGCGGAUUCUGCACGCCUGGAAUGGUCAUGUCCAUGUACACCCUCCUCAGGAAUGACCCCGUUCCAGCCAUGACCCAGAUUGACGAGUAUAUGACUGGUAAUCUGUGCAGGUGUACAGGGUACCGUCCCAUCGUCGACGCCUUCAGGAGCUUCACUUCCGACGGGCGACAGGCCCCACCGGGGUGUGGCAGAAAAGACUGCUGUCAACUGAAUGGCAAAACGGCGAACGGGACACUGAACGGCACCGACGAGGUAUUGCCACUCUACGAGGAAUCUGACAUCUCUGCUGCUCUACACGACGAGGCAGACUUCAAACCUUACGAUCCGUCCCAGGAAAUCAUUUUCCCCCCGGAACUCAAGGUGUGCAAAGAAUGGCAGCUUCAGGAACUGGAGUUCUCCGGCCCCAGGGUGAAGUUUUACAGGCCUCUGACCCUCUCCCGCCUCCUGCAGCUCAAGUCUCUUCACCCAGAAGCUAAAAUCAUUGUGGGCAACACGGAAGUGGGUGUGGAAGUCAGGUUCAAGCACAAACUGUACCCGGUACUGAUAAACCCUUCUCAGAUAAGCCAACUCACAUCUGUCACUAUCAGUGACUCCGGAUUGACCUUGGGCGCCUCUGUAACACUGUCGUCCCUUGAGGAUGCACUCAAGAAUCAGAUCAAGUCGCAACCAGAGCACAGGACGCGUGUCUUCUCAGCCUUAUUAGAGAUGCUACGAUGGUUUGCAGGGAAACAAAUCAGGAAUGCAGCGGCAAUAGGAGGAAAUAUCAUGACCGGGUCACCAAUCAGUGACCUUGUUCCACUACUAAUGUCAUCAGGGGCAACACUAACUCUUGCUAGCCUAGAGAGAGGAGAGAGACAAAUCCCCCUGGAUCAGAACUUCUUUGUGGGCUACAGGCGGAACACUGCGUUGCCAGAUGAAAUAUUGUUGAAUGUACACAUCCCUUACACACACAAGGAUGAAUAUAUCCUUGGAUACAAACAAGCACGACGAAGGGACGAUGACAUUGCCAUAGUUAAUGCUGGAAUAAGAGUCAUUUUUGAAAAUGGCAGCAACACUGUGCAGAGGCUGGAUCUGGCCUUCGGAGGAAUGGCUCCAACGACUAUCAUGGCGACGACAACAAUGAAGUCUUUGGUAGGUAUGAAAUGGGACGAUUCACUCUUGGAGACAGGAAGCAAUCUGCUCCUGAAAGAUUUAGACCUACACCCUUCUGCUCCUGGUGGAAUGGUUGAGUAUCGUCGCGCUCUGACUUUGAGCUUCUUCUUCAAAUUCUACCUAAGUGUCCGAGGACGACUCAGUGAGAAGCUAUUAAACGGGAUCCAGCCUCUCACAGAAGAAGAGCAGAGAAUUAUAGAGUUGCAUCAUGAUGAAAUGCUUGAGAGUAUGCAGAUUUUCCAAAAGGUUCCACAUGGUCAAAGCCAGCUUGACCCCAUUGGCCGGCCAAUUGUCCACGUUUCAGCCCUCAAACAAGCUACAGGAGAAGCCAUCUAUGUGGAUGACAUCCCUUACUGUGAGAGUGAACUUUAUGCUGCAUUUGUCUUCUCUGAAAGAGCUCAUGCUAAAAUUAUUUCGGUGGAUGAGUCUGAGGCUGUGAAGAUUGACGGCGUAGAGAGAUUCUUCUGUGCCCGUGAUGUACCAGGAGACAGGAAUGUCAUAGGGUCUUGCUUGGACGAGGAAGUCUUCGUGUCCGAGAAGGUGACCUGUGUUGGUCAGCCCAUCGGAAUAGUUGUAGCUAAAGAUCAGGCAACAGCACAAAUGGCAGCUAAACGUGUCAGAGUUCUGUAUGAGGACAUCAAGCCCAUUAUCGUCACCACUCAGGAUGCAAAGCGUGAAAAAUCCUUCUAUGGUAAGUACCCUCUGCGCCAAGGAGAGCCAGAGUCUGCGUUAAGGACUUCAGACCAUAUUAUCGAAGGAGAGAUGCACGUAGGAGGCCAGGAGCAUUUCUAUUUAGAAACAAAUACUUGUUUGGUUGUGCCCAAAGUCGAGGAUGGUGAAAUCGAAGUCUUUGCAUCAUCACAGUAUCUUACGGGGCUGCAGACAUUCAUCGCUAAGGUCUUGGACAUUCCACUUAGCAGGAUUAAUUGUCGUGUCAAAAGAGUGGGUGGAGGAUUUGGUGGUAAAAUUACGCGAAACAUCAAUGUGGCCUUGCCGCUAUGUGUGGCAGCCUCUCACAUGCAACGUCCAGUAAGAGUAAUGCUGAAUCGUGACGAGGACAUGACCACAACGGGUGGAAGGAAUCCAUUCUUGUGCAACUGGAAGGCUGGCUUUUCGAAAGAUGGACUUCUCUCUGCGCUAGAAGUGGAGGUUUAUGCUAAUGGUGGACACUCGCGGGACUACACGAGGCAUGUUACCAGGAGAUUAAUGCUCAAUUUUGAUAAUGCAUACAGAUGCGCAAACAUCAGCAUAACAGGAUUUGUAUGUAAGACAAACCUACCAUCAAAUACAGCUUUCCGUGCAUUUGGGGCUCCUCAGGGUAUAUUGUUCAUGGAAAACAUCAUCUCAACCAUUGCAUCAUUCUUGAAAGUGGAUCCUAAUUUUGUACGGGAAAGAAACAUGUAUGCUACAGGGGACAAAACACUCUGCAGCAUGACCCUGGAACUCUGCACAAUUCGUCAGUGUUGGAAUGAAGUAUUAGAAAAGGGCAGAUAUCAAGCUCGAAGGAUCCAUGUAGACAAAUUUAACAGGACGAACAGACACAAGAAGCGGGGUCUUUCAGCAGUCCCCAUCAAGUAUGGCCAGGGUUAUGAGGCCCAUUUCCACAUGAAGGGAGGCGCUCUCGUCCACGUCUACACCGAUGGGUCAGUGUUGAUCUCCCACGGGGGCGUAGAGAUUGGCCAGGGACUGCACACAAAGAUGAUUCAGGUAGCUUCGAGAGUUCUAAGAAUACCCAUGGAAAAAAUCUACAUUGCCGAAACGGGUGUGGACAAGGUGCCAAAUACUGUGGCCACUGCAGCAUCAACAGCAACUGAUCUGAAUGGAAUGGCAGUCAAGGACGCCUGUGAGAAGAUUAUGGCCCGGCUGGAACCUUUCAUGGCACUAAACCCAAAGGGUUCAUGGGAGGACUGGGUGAAGACGGCUGACCACGAACGAGUCUCACUCUCUGCAACAGGGUUCUACAAAGCUCCUGACGUAUCGUCUUUUGACAUUGUGAAAAAGGAAGGCCGGCCUUACAACUAUCAUGUGUUCGGGGCAGCUGUGUCUGAAGUGGAAAUUGACUGCCUCACAGGAAAUCACUCGGUCCUACAAACAGACAUUGUAAUGGAUAUAGGGGAGACCUUGAAUCCUGCAAUUGACAUCGGGCAGAUUGAAGGAGCCUUCGCACAAGGCUUAGGCUACGUAACCCUGGAGGAACUCUGCUAUUCCCCCGAGGGUGUGAUGCUGACCAGAGGACCUUCCACUUACAAAAUACCAAGUUUUCACGACAUUCCAAGAAAACUCAACGUGUCACUGCUCAGGGGAUCGGCCAACCCAAGGGCAGUGUAUUCUUCGAAAGGCAUAGGAGAACCGCCUCUGCUUCUGGCUGCAUCCGUAUUCUACGCCAUUAAGGAUGCCAUAUCCUCGGCGAGGGCAGACGCCGGUCUCGAUGGCGUUUUCCGGUUAGAUUCGCCGGCUACGGCUGAACGCAUCCGGAUGGCCUGUCCGGACUUCAUCACAAGAAAGAUCAAAUCACCAGAACCUGGAAGCUUCAAACCAUGGUGCUUGAAAAUGUAAACUAUCGGGAACCUAAUUCCACCAAGUGAAUGUUAAUUACUUCUGGCAUCAUCAGUUAAUGAGAAACUAUUCACUCGUUUUAUUUCCGAAUUCCGAAAGUGAUUCGGUAAGAUUCGGAAGGCGUUCUCAUCUGAGGUCGUACCAAUGCAACAUGCUUUCUUCGAGCGCAGGAAAAAAUAUGCAAAAAAAGAGAGAAAAAAAGAAGAGCAACCUACUUCUGGGAAAAUGGACUUCUACAAGAUAUUUACAAAGCUUCAAGAUUAAUGAUGCAUGAUGUAUACAUGAAUAAUGUGUAUACUAUAAUAAUAAUAAUGCAUAAUGUGUAUUACAAUAAUCAUACAUAAUGCAUAUAACAUAAGAAUACAUAACAUAUAUACAAUGAUGCAUAAGGUAUAUAACAUAAGAAUACAUAACAUAUAUACAACAAUGCAUAAUGUAUAUAAAAUAAUGCUUCAAAAUAUAUAUAAGAAUACAUGUAUACAAAAUAUUAUACAAUGCAUACGAUAAUAUUAAUACAUAAUGUAUUCAAGAAUAAUAACACAUAAUAUAUACGAAAUAAUACUACAUAACAUACAAACAAUUAUACUGCCCAAUGUAUUAUACUACUGAUCAAGAAAUGUCAUUUGGACCAUAAGUUUUCAUGUUAAUUUCAAACUUGUAUUUGGUUCCAUUUUGUCAUCACGUCUGUAACCUGUGUUACAGAUUUAUUAGAGGACUCAGAGAUUCUUUCCUCUGAUGGGAUGCUGUUAAAUUAAGUAAUAAACUUGAUAAGCUUG